AUGAAAUUCUUCGUACUGUUUUUGUUAGUAACUUUAAACCUUUUUCAUAUUAGUCUUGAACAUAAUGUAGAAGAGGAGAAGUGUGACUAUAUGAAUAUAUUUACGAAACCUCUAUUUUAUAAUUGUUAUGUUUUUAAAGACCACGGAAAUAAAAUUCAGCAAGGGUGUUGUAAGUAUUAUAAAGCUGUAAGAAAAGGGUAUGAAAGAAAAAGUGAAGAAUUAUAUAAAUUAUCUGAAGAGGAAUAUAAUAAACAAUAUGGAAAUAUAAAAACAGAUUUAAAUAAAAAUGAUUUAUAUUCAAUAAAUGAUAUAAUAAAAAAUUCUAUUAGUGAAAAAGAUAUGGAUGAAAUAAAACAUUUAUUUCCUGUAAUAGGUGAAAAAUUAUUAAAUAUGAAUGGACAAGAUGGAAAUAUAAAUAUAAAAAGAUCAAUAACGGAUAUUGAUGAUUUAUUAGUUGAAUUUAAUAAUAAGCAUUUUAAUUUAAAAGAUAUACAAGUGAAAAUAUUAAAUGGAAGUACUAAAAAUUAUGAUGCUUAUUUUAAUCAUAUAAAAGCAGAUCAAAAUUUUAUAAAAAAAAAAGAAGAAAUUUUACAGAAAAGCCCUUUUUAUAAUAAAACAUGUUUUAAAUCAUUAGGUGGGAAAAAUUGUAACAAUGGUAAUUUUAAUCAUAAUAAUAAUAAUAAGGCACAUGAAGAUGAUGAUAAUGAUGAUGAAGAUUUAAAUUAUGAACUAUAUGAACAAUAUAAAGAAGAUGAUAAUCUUAAUUCACCAUCUAAUAAUAUGAAUAAUAUACCAAAUGGAAAUGUUAAUAAUAAUGAUAAUACAAUAAAUAAUAUACAUAAUAAUAGUACAAAUAAUGAUACUUAUAAUAAUAGUGUUACAUAUAAUCAUCCUCAAUAUACAGAACUUGAAGAAGAUAACAUAAACAAUAAAUCAUCUUAUUAUAGCUUUACUCAAAACUUUUCUAUAGUUAAUUUAUUCUCACAAAAUCCAAGAAAAGUUAUGCAAAAGUAUCUUGAAUUUAAACACCAUUUAUCGUCUCCAUCUAAAGAAAAAAUGAACGGAUUUCUUGAUAGGGAAUAUUAUAAUACCACCAAAAAAUUAAACGAAGUCUUAGAAGAUGAUUUAAAAAAAACAGGAGAAACUAUUGAUCAAAAAGGAAAAAAAGGUUUUGUUUCUUCAUUUUUUGAUGAUUUAAUGUCUCUAAUAUAUUUCCCAAAAAAAAAUGUGGAGUUAUAG
Plasmodium falciparum 3D7 is the source of this 1239-nucleotide messenger RNA. RefSeq lists its product as uncharacterized. NCBI's taxonomy places the organism in Eukaryota, Apicomplexa, Aconoidasida, Haemosporida, Plasmodiidae. The record is from RefSeq and is a predicted model, not a curated record.